CGUAAAUCAUCACAUGGAGACAUCAUGGACUGCUCUGACUUGGUUCGCUGCAGAUUAUCAUAGUUUUAGUAGUGACAUUAGGCAGACUGUGAGCAGUUAUUGAUCUGCAUUUUAAUCCUCGCUGUGUGAAAACAGGAAACCGUUUGUGAGAGUGAGUUUGGCGGCACCUGACAGCUCAGUGCGGCUAUUUCACCACAGCAGCUCUGUGUGUGUCUGUGUGUGUGUUUAUGUUCCUGUGCUAGUGAGUACCUGCUCACAGUGUCCAGCCUACAUCAUGUUCGUGUUGGUGGAGAUGGUCGACACUGUCAGGAUCCCUCCGUGGGACUUCCAUAGACAACUCAACGACGCCAUAGCUGAGGAGCUCAACAAGAAGCUGGCAAACAAGGUGGUCUAUAACGUUGGCCUGUGCAUCUGUUUGUAUGACAUCACUAAACUGGAGGACUCCUACAUAUUCCCGGGGGACGGAGCCUCACACACCAAAGUUCAUUUCAGGUACGUUGUUUUUCAUCCUUUCCUCGACGAGAUCCUGCUCGGCAAGAUCAAGUACUGCAGUCAAGAGGGAGUUCAUGUGACGAUGGGCUUCUUUGACGACAUUCUCAUUCCACCAGAGUCACUUCAACAGCCUGCAAAGUUUGAUGAAGCAGAGCAAGUCUGGCUGUGGGAAUACGAGACGGACGAGGGGGCCCACGACCUCUACAUGGACCAAGGAGAGGAGAUCCGUUUUCGAGUGACGGAUGAAAUCUUUGUGGACACGUCGCCGACAGGCCCGUCCACCGCUACGGCAGACACGGCAGCACAACCGGGUCAGUCGACGGCGGCGCCAGCAGAGGAGAGCGUGGAGAAGAAAGAGGCACCGUACACUCUGAUUGGGACCAUCUGCGACCCGGGGCUGGGGCUGCUGUCAUGGUGGAACAGUUAGCACUGCAGAGGACGAGGAGGACAUUUGGUGGUUUCAAACAGAUCAACCAUCGAGACGAGGGACGGUCGGCUGGAGAUGCAGAACCCAGCUGUUUGGGUACAGACGGCAAGACGCAAAGUCGAGCUGCUCUCUGAACCAAGAUGACAUCGGUGUGAAGUGACUGAUCUACUCUCUGUCACACUGAGACUGUGUGGUAAAAACUGCUCUUAACUUACCAGCUUCAUGUUUACAUGUAAAAUUACCCAUAUAUUUAAAAACAGAAUGAUUCAAAGGACAUUUGUGAUCAUUUGGUAUAUUUUACCUGAGAUUCUGACCUCGAAUUCAAAAGAAAUCAAUGUUUAAAUGAUUCAUUAUUUGUAACAAACUGUCAUCACAACUUCAGUGUGAUAGUUGGACAUAUACAAGGCACAAAACUGACUUAAAUGGCUUAAAGUCAACACUGAAUAGCAUUUUUAGGGAUGAAUAAAUGUGGUGCUGUAUGCUGAGACCUUACGAUUCAAAAAGGCUGAGUGGUAUUUUUGUUGGUAGAAAUUAGACCCACAGGACAGCUUAUAACACAUUUAUAUCAAGGUGCAAGCAGAGGUAACAUUACAGCAAUAAAAUAUAUUUUUGUCAGUGCGAGAAAAAGUUUUCAAGCUUAUUUGUUAUUUCUCCCUCACACAUCCUCAGUUUAUUUAACAUCCCUGCAGUCUAUUUCUCUACAG
This is a messenger RNA of Epinephelus fuscoguttatus (brown-marbled grouper), 1623 nucleotides long. RefSeq names its product polymerase (RNA) III (DNA directed) polypeptide H (gene polr3h). Gene Ontology annotation, molecular function: DNA-directed RNA polymerase activity; DNA binding. The record is from RefSeq and is a predicted model, not a curated record. NCBI's taxonomy places the organism in Eukaryota, Metazoa, Chordata, Actinopteri, Perciformes, Serranidae. Gene Ontology annotation, cellular component: RNA polymerase III complex. Bases 275 to 919 code for a protein of 214 amino acids. The transcript is spliced from 6 exons. Gene Ontology annotation, biological process: DNA-templated transcription; transcription initiation at RNA polymerase III promoter.